GCAAAGAGGUAGAUCCCGCUCACUGCGGCACUUCACCUCGAGACUUGGUACGAGUCAGAACAGACGGUACAGUGCGAUCGCGUUCCUGGGUGAAUGUGUUAUACUCCUUCCUCUACCUGUUCCCCGUCUUUGACUAUAGCCGUUAUUAUCCCCAGCGCUGUUCUUUCCUCCUGUGGCUACUUUUAGUAGCGUCGCGUCGCAAUUCCGCCCAAGAGGAUCUUAAUCAGUCAGUGACCGGAGUAGACGCGAAAAAGAGUAGUUCCGCGUGUGCUUGUGCUGCAUCCUAGCGGUGGUGUUAAAGGGUGCCAAGAAGAAUGCGGUAGGAUGCGCAGUCAGGAAAGAUGGUUUCUGCUUGCGGUGGUGGGACUCUGCCUUCUAGGCGGGGUCGUGGUAUCAUCGCCCGGAGACCUCGACGUCACGACAACGUCUCCUGCUGACGAGGAGGUGCCAGGCGUGGAACCAUUACAGACCGAAUCAGAUUCAAACCCGUCCCAGAAGGAGGUUGUCGCGAAUUAUGGUAAAAAUGAAUUUCCCACCAAGGAGAAUGAUUCCAAAUCGAGUGCCGACGGGAAGAAAAAGUCCAUCGUGGACUUCAAACCGAAGACGGAUCUGAAGUAUCAAAAAACCUUGAAGGACGAGGUCAAUAACGACGAGGUAGCCUCACCGGUUUCCGGUAUGGAGAGCGUGACGAAUCAUCCUGUGGAAUCCUCCACUGCACUCAUGAAUGAUAACGAUACGAAGAAGAUCAUUGAUCAAGAGCUUUUGACAAAUUUGACAGAGCAUGCAGUUCCAUUUUUAAUACAUGGAGAGCCUAUGAUGGGUCCUGUAGUUGGUGACGUUUACCAGUUGCCCGCUAUGAAAAACGAAAUGAAAAUGAAUUCUACCAUGGAAAGUAAUUCGGAAAAAAAUACAACAAUGGCUGACGAAGUUGUUGCAGCUAGAGGAAGAGCUUUGAACGUCACUGCUGUGGAACCUACGAAUUCCUUGCAUGCCAAUUUGACGGAUCUCAGUGAUGUCAGUAUGGAUGAAGAGGAUAAGGAAGUCGAAGGUGGAGAAUAUGUGGUUGCCCACAAUGAAUCAAAUAUUAACGUUACUUCCACGUUGAUUCCUAAUGUUCCCAUGUGUAUUGAUGGAAAUCAUACAUAUGCCAUUGGCGAGAAGAUCGUUCGGGAUUGCGAAGAGAAAUGCAUGUGUGGGGAAGGUGGGAGGAUAAUGAAUUGUGAACCCUUAUGUAUCAGUCCUUUGAUCAGAGCCGGAAAAGUAAUAGAUGAUCCUUGGUGUGCAGCGAUAACAAUGACAGAAGAACCAUGUUGCGCUAUAAUAGUAUGCGCUGAAAGUUCCGCUCCGGAACCUGAAGAAUCUUGUAUUUUUGGAAAUGAAACACUGACGAGAGGGCAGCGCGUCGAAGAUGGUUGCUCGAGGGUUUGCGUCUGUGAAGCUGGAGGAAGUUUGAAGUGUCAGCCAAGAUGUCCGCCAAAUGAAACUACUUCCGCCGCUAAUCAACAUGACAGAUGCGUUGCUUUACCUGAUCCUCGGGACUCUUGCUGCACCAUAACACUAUGCGACGUCACUCUGGGCGAUCAUGAGAUUAAACCAGAAAGUCCAGCAGAACUGUUUGUCAAUCUAACGGAUGUAAAAGUCUUGAAUUCUACAGCCAUUAAGUUGAAGUUGUCGACGAAAUCUGCCGAGGAUGUGAACGUGGAACUCUCAGCGGACAAUCUUGUAUGGCGACAGCAAAAACCUGAUAAAGAUGGAAUUGUGUCGAAUCUGGAACCUGCUCAUACUUAUUACGUGCGUAUCACGGAAGCUGGGAAAUCCGGUCCAGCACUUCAAGUUUUUUUACCAGCUGAAGUGAUCAAAACCAAUAUUACAGAAAAAGUGGACAAAAAUACUUGUAGUUACAGAGGAAAGUCAUAUAAAAUUGGUGCCGAGUGGUAUGAUGAGUGUAUUUCAUUCUGCACUUGUAACAAUGGUGCCAAUGUUGAAUGUCACACCAUAGAAUGUCCAACAGAUUUUGGUUUGGACGUUUUAGAUCCACACUGUUUAGAUUGGGAAACAGUACCGUCAGAUUUUAUACCAAAAGCACCACAGUGUUGUCCCCAAGAGGUACGCUGUAGGAAUAAUGGCUCCUGCUUGUACGAAGGUACAAUUUAUGAAAACUGGUCCGACAUCCCAACAAAUGUUACUGGAUGUGAGAAGAAAUGCUACUGCGAAAUGGGAAAUGUAACUUGCCAUGCAGCAUGUCCACCAGUGAUGGCCUUGCCACCACCAAAUUUAGAAUGUCCACCGCAUCAUGCACUGUUAGCACAUUUACCUGAUGAAGAGUGCUGUUUACAUUGGGUAUGUGGUUCUCCAUCACUUUCUACAAGCGGAAAGAACGUGACGUCCACGUUUCCCGGCCCUUUAGCCACAGAAACGAUCGACCAGCAAUUGAUAGACGAUAGCAAAAGACCAAAUAACAAGUCAGCAAUGCUCAGGCCCACCCAGGAACCGGAACGUGGCACCUCCUUCCCGUGGGAAGAUCCUGAAAAUAUUAACUCUUAUCCAGACACUUCUAAUCACGAACUCCAUUAUCCCAUAAACCCUGGUCACCCGACAGUACCUUACAAUGGACCCUAUAGUCCUAAUUACAAGCCCACCCAACCCUCCGUCGAACAAUUAUUUCAUUUGCCUAGUCAUCCGGAAAAGAUGGCUCCGCCACUCAAAGACAAAUCUAAAUCCAAAGCGGAUUCGAAAAAAGCCGUGGAAUCAAUAAAACCGCACAAGGAGGUGAUAGAACAACAAUUUCAGGGACCAUUUGCCCCAGACAAAUUGGCUGACAGACCCCAAACGAAUAAUCAAGUGCAUUCGAAUAUUCGUGACAAUCCUCUUAUGCCGGGUACAGUUAAUCCCAAUGAACUUCCGCCGUCGCAAAAAGGUGGACACGUCGCAGAUGAGCCCCAGUUCAUUCCAUUAAAUAGUCAGCCCGGUUCCUCAGGACCACCAUUCGUAUUCUCACCCAAUAAUGGAGAACAUAUUCCUCCCACACGCUUUGAUGUUCAGUACCAGAAUCAUGAAGCUGGCCCACCCUACAGUGGUCCAGUACCCCUAAGACCUAAUUUAAAUGAUCCAAAUUUCAUCGUACCAAUUAGUCCUAAGAAAAAGAUUUCUAUAGCAGACCACUUUGUGGAUGAAAAUAAAUCGAAGCCACCCCUAAUUCUACCUGGUAAAUCGAAACCUGGACAACGAAACCCGGACGAGGAAAUUCUUCCGGAGGAUCUGUAUCAUCUUAUCAAUCUUCAACAUCCAGGUUUAAUUCAGCUAGGCCAGAGUCCACCUCAGGGUCACCAAGGCCUGUACGACUUGCACCAACAAAUCUCCAGUCAAAAGAAUUUACCAAAUAAUCAAGUACCACCCGGUUACUUUGGUCCACCACCACCCGGACCCAAAAAACCAAUAAAGCCCCAAAUCUUUACUCAGAAAAAUGAAAACGGUGAAACGACCUAUCAUAUUCACACUCCGGAGAUACCAAACUCCCCUCAGCAAUUCGAGGAACUCUUAGCCCAUAUAAGUCAACAUGAUUCCAAUCCUGGACCUUUCCAACAUUAUCCUGAACAACCAGCCAUAACUCAUAAUUUACCAAACGGACCACCACCGCCCUUGCCAUCUCAUAUUGACGCACAUAUCCCGCACACGGGACUCACGCACUUGAACCAUCUGUUCGCUGCACAAACGCCCAACCAGUCAGGAUUGGAGCACAACGUACCACCAAAUUUUGGCUUACCUGGUGGAAUCCCAUCAUUUUCUGGUCAUCCUGCGCAAUCACCCUCUGACGAAGUUAGCGUACAGACCUUGGAAGCCCUUGAUGAAAAUACUGUCAGAUUGGUAUUUACUGUACCGUCAUUGUUAGUGGGUCUGCAUGGAAGAGUAGAAUUACGUUAUACAAGCGACAAAGCCAACCUUGACGUGUCUACUUGGAAAUCCCAAAUAUUUGCCCCACCCAACGAUCUCAUAGCAACAGCACAAAUGGAAUUUGAAUUGGGUGACUUGAAGCCGUCCACGGAAUAUAAAGUGAAGAUUACAGUAAAACUACGCGAUCUCUCCAAUAAUCCAAGCAGUAAAGUCUACAGUGUACGAACUCUUGAGAGACCUGCAGAAAUUACAACUUUGCCAUCGCAAAUACCAAUCAAUGCCGAACUCGCAUUGACGGAGACGAAUUCCACCUGGGUGAACGUUAUGUGGAAGAAAUUUACUGAUUACGAACUACAGUUCAUCGAUGGAGUACAACUGAGGUAUAAAGAGCAUGACGGAAAAGUAUAUGCAGCUACGCCAUUAAUUCACAGAGCUGUUACGAGCUAUGUUAUCGAAAAUCUUAAACCGUCAACUACAUAUGAAAUUGGUAUUUACUUCAUACCAUUCCCUGGUCAAACUACUGAACUCAUAAGUGAGAAAACGAUUCAAAUAACUACGUCUAUGGAACCAGAUCCAUAUUCAUUUGAUGUAAAAGUCGAUAUUAAAACUAUCAAAUCCACGGAUGUAGAAGUUUCCUGGAGUGGUGUACCUUACCCUGAAGAUAAAUAUGUCAAUAUUUAUCGAGCUAUUUAUCAAAGCGACACUGGGAAAGAGGAUACCAGUACUUUUAAAAUCGCCAAGAGAGACUCUCCAGCUAAGACUAUUAUCAAUGACCUCAAACCUGGUACAAGAUAUAGACUUUGGAUUGAAGUUUACUUGACCAAUGGAAGAAUUAAAAAAAGUAACGUACAAGACUUUGUUACGAAACCUGGAGUACUACUAUCAGCUGGUGUUUCCCAACAAGGCAAACUCGCUUCAAUCCCACUUCAUGAAGGAGACUAUUAUGGUCCUCUGGUUAUCGUCGCUGUUGUAGCCUCACUUGCUAUUUUAUCAACCCUCAUUUUGUUGAUGAUGUUGAUGAAGAGACGAACGAGCAGCAAAGCUGAUAUUUCACCCCGUAAAACCACAUCCGCUUACGACAACCCCUCCUACAAGACUUGUGAGGAUACAGUAACGAUAAGAAGAAACGGACAAAGCAAAAACUCGGAACACGAGCUGGCUACCAUCAAUACGAAUAAUGAUGCCAAGGAAAGUGCUUGAAAAUUUUAACUUAUUAAUUUAUAUUUAUUUUAUAUUAUAAUUAUGCGAUGUCAUUUAAAUCCGUCCUUGUACCUUUGUGUAUAUUUAUUCGUUACAUUAUCAGUAAAAAAAAAAUGCUAUGCAUGAUGCUAUAUUAUUUUUUAUAAUUAAUUUGACAUUCCGUUCUUUGAAUCUCAUAAAUGAAUAAUGAACGAUACAUAUGUAUAUCAAAUUGUUACUUUCAAAUCUUUUAUAUCUGAUAAAGCGGUUAAGGACAUUUCUAAGGAUUCAUAUUUUCAGGAUGGUAGUUUAUGUUUAUGUUGUAUCAAAGGUUGUACAUAGGAUUUUAACGCAAUAUAUAUGUAUGUUUGUACUACAAAA
Cephus cinctus (wheat stem sawfly) is the source of this 5451-nucleotide messenger RNA. RefSeq names its product putative epidermal cell surface receptor (gene sas). NCBI's taxonomy places the organism in Eukaryota, Metazoa, Arthropoda, Insecta, Hymenoptera, Cephidae. The transcript has 13 exons. The record is from RefSeq and is a predicted model, not a curated record. Bases 325 to 5091 code for a protein of 1588 amino acids. Gene Ontology annotation, molecular function: protein binding.